Molecule: messenger RNA, 1305 nt
Organism: Argentina anserina (silverweed cinquefoil)
Lineage: Eukaryota; Viridiplantae; Streptophyta; Magnoliopsida; Rosales; Rosaceae
Product: putative FBD-associated F-box protein At5g56700
Source: RefSeq, a predicted model, not a curated record
AUGGAUAUAAGUUCUCAAAUGCUAAAUCCCAAGAGGCAGAAGGUGGAUGGUGUAGAAGAGAAUUGAGAGGCCGAAUGAGGCAUAAAGAAUUUAAACAAUUUACCUGAUGUGGUUCUUCAAAAACUUCUCUCCUUUCUUUCAACAAAGAAUGCUAUCGGAACAACUUUAAAAAGAUGGGAAUACUUAUGGAAUUCAAUUCCCACCAGCUUUUUUCAAGCGACUCUUAAUAAGAGAUCUGCCAUUGUGAAUGCUGUGGAAAUAGCACUCAUGCUUCGUCGUGGUGUUGCUAUUAAAAAGUUCACUCUUUGCUUUGAUGUGUUAGGUGAUGCACCUCGUCUUAAUCACUGGAUAUCUGCAUUAGUAAGGCUCAAUGUUGAAGAGCUUUUCCUUGGCCUGUAUAGCUUGAAGGGACCGCUUUGUUUGCCUCAUUCCUUGUUUAGUUCCUCAACACUGAAGGACUUACAACUAGAUGUGCCUCUUACUUUCAAGGUUCCUACUACUGUUUGUCUAUCAAAUUUAAGAAGCUUGACACUGAGAUCUCUGGUGUUUUUUGAUGAAUACUCAACUCAGAAACUCUUUUCUGGUUGCCCGGUUCUUGAAAUAUUGUCUCUGCAUAAUUGUGAUUGGGGGAAUCUCAAGUUUGUGAGUAUUUGUGCUCCAAAGUUUUCGGCAUUGAGUAUAAAUGAAAGCGAUUUGCAAAUUUCCAGUGAUUCAGGCGGUUGCCAGAUUAUGGUGUUUGGAGUUAGCCUGACAUAUUUUUCUUAUGCGGGUGAAUUUUUCAAUGAAUAUUCCAUACAUAACUCAUCAGUAUAUGAGGCUAAUAUUACUAUAUUAAGUUACGUGUUGUAUAAGCUACUUACUGGGCUCUCUAGUUUGAAGAUCCUAACUACGUGUUCUUAUUUCUUUGAGGUUGUUCAAACUAAUGCAUCAGAACUUCUUGUCCAGAUGCCCUCGUUCUAUGAUGUAACCAAGUCGGUACAUAAUUCAGUGCGAGUAGAUCUUGGUUGUAAAGGACUAUUGGUGAUGCUCCAAAACUGUCCCUGUCUUCAAACUCUCGUACUCAGAGGGGAGGUUAGCCUGUCCAACGAUAAUGUAAAUAAUGAUGGGGCUUUCGAACCACUUCCUCCUUGUUUCUCCGCAAGUCUUAAAGAGAUUGAAAUCUAUGCAUUUCAUGGAGGCGAGGAUGAAAUGUAUGCAGUGAAGAGUUUGCUCAAGGCUGCAACAGUAUUGGAGAAGGUGAGGGUUACUUUCUCUAGAUCUUUUGAAGGGGGACUAGAAGCGAUAAAUGAUGUCAACAGACAGUGA